Molecule: messenger RNA, 3442 nt
Organism: Carassius gibelio (silver crucian carp)
Lineage: Eukaryota; Metazoa; Chordata; Actinopteri; Cypriniformes; Cyprinidae
Product: protein-glutamine gamma-glutamyltransferase K
Exons: 14
Coding region: 136-2409 (757 amino acids)
Biological process (GO): peptide cross-linking
Molecular function (GO): protein-glutamine gamma-glutamyltransferase activity
Source: RefSeq, a predicted model, not a curated record
GUGAACUGGGGCCUUAUAAACCUCGCGUGAGAGCAGUGUCGUUUCUACUUGCUGCGAGCUUGUUCGCGUGCAGUCUUGAAACUCAUACGUAUAUCUGAAGAACAUUCUAAGAAUAUCGUGAGGAAAACAAAAAAGAUGCCAGGACAAAGACUAUCAAUCCGAAUUAACGCCGCUCUCGGACGUUUUCAUGGUGAAAACCCCAUUUCCAUCGUGAGGAAAGUGUGCGAAUGCCGGCACAGGUUUCAAAGAGAUUGUCUAUGUCUCUACCGGAGACAAAGUAACCCGUAUGAUGUGAGCGGUGACGUGGAUGGUGUGGCUCUCAACGGAGAUACAGAGCUGGACGAGUUGACUCUAGCUGUGCGCUCUGUGGAUCUGCUGAGUGAGAAAUCAGAUCGGAACAAGACGGAGCAUCACACGGAUCAAUACAACAGUGACCAGCUCAUCAUCCGCAGAGGACAGACUUUUCAAAUAGAGCUCGACCUCUCACGACCUUUCAACCCAAACACAGAUAAACUUCACCUGGAAAUGAAGACGGGGUCGUUCCUGCAGGUGUCGAAGAAGACACACAUCAUCAUACCGCUGGUGGACGAGCUCCAGGAUGAACGCUGGGAGGCAAAGAUGGUGGAGCAGAAGGACAACAGGGUGAGGCUUUCUGUCAACUCCCCCGUCACUGCUGUUAUCGGGAAGUACAAGCUGACCAUCACAACACAAAACCUGAAGACGGGCGAAACUACCACGCAUGACCACGACAAAGACAUCUACAUGCUCUUCAAUCCCUGGUGUGAAGAUGACACGGUGUACAUGGAGGGGGAGAAAGAGCUGAAGGAGUACGUCUUAAAUGACACUGGAAGAAUCUACUAUGGCACUGAGAAGCAGAUUGGAGCUCGUACGUGGAACUUCGGCCAGUUUGAUGAAGGGAUUCUGGAGGCCUGUCUGUUUGUGCUGGAUAACAGCGAUGUUCCUCCUUCGGGACGAGGAGAUCCUGUCAGUGUGGUCCGAGUCAUUUCUGCCAUGAUCAAUUCUCCGGAUGACCUUGGUGUUCUGGAGGGAAACUGGUCGGGAAAUUACGCUGGCGGGACGUCUCCCACGGCCUGGAGUGGAAGUGUUGAAAUCCUCCGGCAGUACCACAGAGAAAGAGGAACGCCCGUCAAAUACGGCCAGUGCUGGGUGUUUUCUGGGGUCACGACCACAGUAUUGAGAUGUUUAGGUAUUCCUACCCGUUCUGUAACUAAUUUCCAGUCUGCACAUGACACGGAUGUGUCCUUGACGACAGAUGUGUAUUUAGAUGAGAAUAUGGAACCAAUCAAUCAUCUCAACUCGGACUCUGUGUGGAACUUCCAUGUGUGGAACGACUGCUGGAUGGCCCGUCCGGAUCUGCCUCCUGGUUUGGGCGGCUGGCAGGCCGUGGACUCCACACCUCAGGAGACCAGUUAUGGGACGUUCCGCUGUGGCCCAGCGUCACUGGCCGCUAUUCGCUCCGGACAGGUCUACCUUAAAUUUGACACCCCUUUCGUCUUUGCUGAGGUGAACAGUGAUAAGAUCUACUGGCAGAGGAACCUGGAUGGCACCUUCAAGCAGAUCCACAGUGAGAAGAAAGCAGUCGGCCUCUGCAUCAGCACUAAAGCUGUGGGCUCGGACGAACGUGUCGACAUCACACACCUUUACAAAUAUCCUGAAGGUUCAGAAGAGGAGCGUAUCGCAGUGGAAACCGCCUGUCGCUAUGGCUCUAAACCCAACGUCUACUCCAGUCCCAUUGCUGAGGAUGUGCAGGUGGAGGUGAAGAUGGAGGGAGAAGGUCCACGCAUGGGAGAAGACGCUCAGCUGAAGAUCGUGGUGAAGAACAGCAGCUCUCAGCCGCGCAGAACCACCCUCCACAGCCAGGUGGCAGUCAUGUACUACACCGGCGUGCUGAAGGACACCGUGAAGAAGGACACGCUUAAUGUGGAGCUGAACCCACAGGAAGAGAAGACUCUUGACUGGGUGCUGCCAUACACACAGUAUCAGGAUCAGCUGGUGGACCAGGCCGCGCUCAUGCUGACUCUGUCAGGACGGGUCACUGAGACCCAGCAGGUUUUGGCCAAUCAGACCAGCUUUAGGCUCCGAACACCUGAUCUCCACAUCGAGUCUAUCGGAGAGGCAUAUGUGGGCAAGGAGAUGUCCGUGAAGAUCACAUUCACAAAUCCUCUUCCUUGUACUCUGCGUGAUGUGGUCAUCCGAGUGGAAGGACUCGGGCUGAGAGACCUCCAUCCCAUCAAAGUGGGUGAUGUGGGCAAACAUGCCAAUGUGACGGUGACGGAGCACUUCGUCCCCUUGAUAGCAGGCAAGAGGAAGCUGGUGGCGUCUCUGGACUGCAGACAGCUGUCGCAGGUGCACGGUGUGACCGACAUCGACGUUCACGAGAGCCAGUGAACUCACUCACACUAUCAGAAUCAUCUAACUGCACAUAUAAAGUGUUUACAUUGAGCCAUGUGGUUAUCUCUUCAAGAAAUAACCUCUUUUUCACAUACAAUCAUUCCUACUGUAUGUCUCUGAUCUGAAAUUUGUUUUGAAUUCAUUUUAGACAUAAUUUAAAAAACUGUAUUGCUUUGAUUUAUUGUGUCUAUUAAAUGUUACUUUAGUUUAGUUGAUCAAAUGGAUCUGUUCACUGCUGAAAAAGUAAGCCGAUAUAUUAACGUGUAUUAAAAUUUUAUGUGAUGACUGAUAACCUACAAAAUAUAUAUUUUAUUGUGGAUAAACGCAUGUAGCUCAUGCAUUUAGUUUCUAUGCAGGUGUAGUGCCUUAUAUUGCAUACUGUUCACAAUGAUGACUAUUAUUGACUCAUUUAAUGUUCCUUUGAGUAAAUGAUUAAUAUUAAUAAUGAUUUCAUAUCGAGCUGCAUUGGUCUGAUGCAUAAUGCUGUUGUAUCCUCACAUCAUUUUGCUAUUACAAAAACUGGGAACCUUCAACUAUGAAAAUAUAUGAAGACCGUAACACUUUAUUGCUUAUUAGGUGUUUAUGGAGAUAAAGGUAGUUUGUUUGUAUUGUUUAUAUAAUGUAUUUUUGGUUUGGAACAAAUGUCAUCUGUGAUUAGAUUAAUUUGUUGAAGAGGUUUACUGAACAAUCUGCUCACACCAAUCAGCUCUGCCUCAAUUAAGAGUGUUGCUGCAUUUCAGAUUGUUUUCCACUAAUUCAUUCACUCAUGGAUAACACGGUGAUGAGUAUACAUAAAUAAUAUGUUCAUAAAUUCUUUCCCUUUCCGCAUUGCACACCUGCUCUAAUUUGUUUCUUGGUGUGGUUUAAAUAAAUAAAUAAUGUUAAAGUCAAUUGUAAUGCAUAGCAGUGCACAAUUUAUACUGGAAUCUAUGGGCUGUGUAUUUUCUGUAUUUACCUGUCCUGAAUCUCCUAAUAUAUUUUGUCAAGAUGUGCAGUGUACAAAAAAUAAAAUAAACACACACACAAUGCA